This is a messenger RNA of Amphibalanus amphitrite, 3016 nucleotides long. Its product is annotated as metabotropic glutamate receptor 3-like. Gene Ontology annotation, cellular component: membrane. Gene Ontology annotation, biological process: regulation of synaptic transmission, glutamatergic; G protein-coupled glutamate receptor signaling pathway. The coding region runs from base 1 to 2919 and encodes 972 amino acids. The transcript is spliced from 16 exons. Lineage: Eukaryota; Metazoa; Arthropoda; Thecostraca; Balanomorpha; Balanidae. Gene Ontology annotation, molecular function: group II metabotropic glutamate receptor activity. The record is from RefSeq and is a predicted model, not a curated record.
AUGGAGCUGAGCGGGCUGACGGUGGAGCUGGUGCUGAGCUGGCUGGUCGCGGAGCUGGCGCUGGCCGCGGCCCUCCAGCCCGACCACGGCGUGAACCAGCGGCCGCCGUUCUGGGGCAGCCACACCGUGUACGGCAACUACUCGGGGGACAUCCUGCUGGGAGCGCUGUUCCCCGUCCACCAGAUGGGACCGUCCGACGCCGACUGCGGACGCAUACAGGGCGAGGACGGCGUUCAGCCUCUGGAGGCGAUGCUGUUCACCCUGGACACCAUCAACAACAGUCCGCAGAUGCUGAACGGCGUGCGGCUCGGCGCCGUGGUGCUCGACUCAUGUGACUCCGACUCUGUGGCUCUGCAGAGGUCCAUGGAGUUCGUCAAAGGGUUUUUCAGCCGGGCCAACCGCCACCACCGUGUCGAUUUCGUCUGCGGGGACGGCCAGCCUCCGGCAUACCGGAAUAACAGCUACGACCGUAUGGUGGGCGUGAUCGGCGGACAGUCGAGCGCCGUCUCCAUACAGGUGGCGAAUCUCUUGCGCAACUUCGAGGUUCCCCAAAUCAGCUACCUCUCCACAUCCACCACGCUGAACGGACCAAAGUACAGCUACUUCUUCCGCACCGUGCCAUCGGACGUCAACCAGGCGGCGGCCAUACUGGAGAUCCUCAAGGUUUUCGGCUGGACGCACGCGUCUGUCGUCUACUCCAACUCGGACUACGGCAACCGCGGCUUCCAGAAGCUGGAGGAGCUGGCCUCCAGCUACGGCAUCUGCUUCUCCAGCCCGCUGCGGCUCGAUCAGGAGCGCCAAGACUAUGACGACGUCAUCGAGAGUCUUGUCAACAAGACCAACGCCAGAGCGGUGGUCGUAUUUGCCGACAAGAUGGCGACCGGCUCGCUGAUGCACGCGGCCAAAGCGCGCAAUAACACGGCUGGCCUGGUAUGGAUCGGAUCGGACGCCUGGUCCUCCCGCGAGACCGUCGUCAAUGGAGUCGAGGAUGUAAUCGAGGGCACCAUUUCGGUGCAGCCGCUGGUGCAGCACCUGAACGGGUUUGACGCGCACAUGGACAGCCUGGACCCGCGCUCGGCGACCAGUCUGGAGCGGAACCCGUGGCUGGCAGAGUUCUGGGAGGAGACGUUCGGCUGCCACCUGUCUGCCGAGCCGGCGGACGGGGACACACGGCCCGAGUGUGACCCCGACGUCCGACUCUCCGUCGGCGGCGGCUACAGGCAGCAGACGUACCUGCACUUUGUGCGGGACGCCACGUGGGCGUUCGCCACGGCGCUGGACGACAUGCACCGUGACCUGUGCGGCGGCCGGCCGGGCCUCUGUCACCAAAUGGGCCACAUUGAGGGCAGGGACCUCCGGCGCUACCUCAGCAACGUCGUCUUCAAAGACCAGAACAGCCAGUCGUUUCGAUUUAUGAAUGGAAGCGGUGAAGGGCCGCCACGCUACUCCAUCCUGAACUUCCAACGGGACGACCUAACAGGCCGCUACUCGUGGAAAACUGUCGGCCAGUACUCCCUGAAGGAGGACGGGAAGGCAAACCUGGAGCUGCGGAGAAACGAGACUCGCUUCAAGGCUCGCAGCAACUACACAUUUCCACUUUCCAGCUGCAGCGCACCAUGUCAAAUAAAUCAAGUCAAGGUUAAAAAGGAGAACGACCUCUGCUGCUGGACGUGCCGCACGUGCGGCCACUACCAGAGGGUGGUGGAUGAGUACGACUGUCAGGAGUGUCCGCCCGGCUCGCUGCCGUCACCCUCUAAACGCGACUGUGUCAUGGUGCCGCUGCAACACGUCGACUAUUCCAGCCCGUGGGCGCUGGCGGCCAUCGCAUUCGCCGUGUUCGGGAUAGUGAUCACGGUGCUGUGCGGUCUGAUAUUCGCCGUACACGGCUCCACGCCGGUGAUCAAGGCGUCGGGUCGGGAGCUCAGCUACCUACUGCUGCUCGGCGACCUGCUCUCGUUCAGCCUGACCUUCGUGAUCGUGGCGCGGCCGAGCGAGCUCAGCUGCGGCCUGACGCGCUUCUUCCUCGGUCUCUGCUACACGGUCUGCUACGCGGCCAUCGUCACCAAGACCAACCGGAUCUCGCGCAUCUUCACGGGCCGGCCGCGGAAGCCGCGCACGCGCUACACCUCUCCGCGCUCUCAGUUGGUGAUCACGGCGCUGAUUACCUUGCUGGAGGUACUGGUGAACGCCGCCUGGCUGCUCUACCGGCCGCCACUCACUCUGGUCGUGACGCCCACUCGGGAGCAGCGGGUGCUCAUCUGCGACGGCCUGGACGACAGCUCCUACCUGAUCGGUCUGAUCUACCCACUGAUUUUGAUCGGGUUCUGCACCGUAUACGCUGUGAAGACUCGCAAAUGUCCGGGUGGCUUUAACGAGGCGCGCUACAUCGUCUUCACCAACUACACGACGUGCGUGCUGUGGCUGGCGUUCGUGCCGCUCUACAUCGCCGCCUCGGACCACGCGCUGCGCACCGUCACUCUAGCCAUGUCGCUGUCCCUCAGCGGGCUGGUGCAGCUGGCCUGCCUGUUCUUCCCCAAGAUGUACGUUGUGCUGUGGAAGCCCGAGAAGAACACGCGUGACGCCGUGAUGGCGCACCGCAACACCACGUUUGUCACAAUGGCGUGCCACGCCGCUCCGGUGGUGCUGAUCAACGGCAGCGGCGGCACCAGAGGACGGCGCCAGGCCCCGCUCUGCUGCCACCGGCACCCAGCCAGCUCCUGCGGCUCGGACGGACCGGCGCUGGCGCCCACCGUGAGCUCUGUCAGCGGAAACUCACCAGCGCGCGUGACCUCUGUGACCGCUCUCCGGCCAGACUUCAGCCGAUGGGAGAACAUCACAGCACUGCGAGGCGGCGUUAUCGUCCGGGAGAGCGCCCUCGGCUCCGCGGGAUUCCUCCGGCGCCGCAAACACUCGGUCUGAGAGAGAGAGAGAGAGAGAGAGAGAGAGAGAGAGAGAGAGAGAGAGAGAGAGAGAGAGAGAGGGAGAGAGAGAGGGAGGGAGAGAGAGAGAGAGAGAG